Molecule: messenger RNA, 2516 nt
Organism: Pyrus x bretschneideri (Chinese white pear)
Lineage: Eukaryota; Viridiplantae; Streptophyta; Magnoliopsida; Rosales; Rosaceae
Product: ATP-dependent zinc metalloprotease FTSH, chloroplastic-like
Exons: 5
Coding region: 152-2317 (721 amino acids)
Biological process (GO): proteolysis
Cellular component (GO): membrane; chloroplast thylakoid
Molecular function (GO): ATP binding; metalloendopeptidase activity; ATP hydrolysis activity
Source: RefSeq, a predicted model, not a curated record
ACACAUUCCUAAUUUCGAAAGAAAUAGCUGAAUUUUUAUCCAACAGAUAACAGAUAACAGAUAACAGAUAACAGAAAACAAGAGGGAGAGGAGGAGAAGGGGAGAGGGAGACCCAACAUCAAACACCAGCCAACCCAAACCGACCCAAGCCAUGGCUUCCGCCACCAACGCCUUGCUCUCUUCCAAUUUCUUCGGAACCACCACAAUCCUCCACUCUCCUCCCACCCCUAAAACCACCUCUAAAUCCAAAUCAUCCCUCCCACUUCCCCUGCCCUUCUUCUCCCAGCGAAAGCUUUUCGCCACCAAAAACAUCUUCAACUCUAAACCCGAUUCACAGCCAUUCAAAUCAGCAACUUCCCAAGCCACUUUAGCCGCCUUGCUCUUCUCUUUUCUCACGCCACAACGCGCCCUAGCCAUAGACAACACGCCCACUCCCACUCCCACUCCGCCACUUGUGCUCCAAGCCCAGCCUUCCAAACCUAACGCCUCCUCUCCUUUCUCCCAAAACCUCCUCCUCAACGCCCCUAAGCCCCAAUCCCAGGUCACCACUGACCUCCCCGAAGGCAGCCAAUGGCGCUACAGCGAGUUCCUCAACGCCGUCAAGAAGGGCAAGGUCGAGAGAGUCAGGUUCGUCAAAGACGGUUCUGCCCUUCAGCUAACUGCCGUCGAUGGCCGCCGCGCCUCCGUCGUUGUCCCCAACGACCCUGACCUCAUCGACAUUUUGGCCAUGAACGGCGUCGAUAUUUCCGUCUCCGAAGGCGAUUCGGGAGGUGGCCUAUUCAAUUUCAUCGGCAAUUUGUUGUUCCCAAUCUUGGCCUUUGCCGGAUUGUUCCUUCUUUUUCGGCGAGCUGGUGGAGGCCCAGGAGGGCCAGGCGGGCUGGGCGGCCCCAUGGAUUUCGGAAGGUCCAAGUCCAAAUUCCAAGAAGUUCCAGAGACGGGGGUGACUUUCUCCGAUGUAGCUGGAGCUGACCAAGCAAAAUUGGAGCUGCAGGAGGUGGUGGAUUUCUUGAAGAACCCAGACAAGUACACCGCCCUCGGUGCCAAAAUCCCAAAAGGAUGUCUUUUGGUGGGUCCACCUGGUACCGGCAAGACCCUUCUGGCUCGCGCCGUGGCCGGAGAGGCUGGGACCCCGUUUUUCUCGUGCGCGGCUUCCGAGUUCGUGGAGUUGUUUGUGGGAGUGGGGGCGUCGAGAGUGCGGGACUUGUUCGAGAAGGCCAAGUCGAAAGCGCCGUGCAUUGUGUUCAUCGAUGAGAUAGAUGCGGUGGGGAGGCAGAGAGGCGCGGGGAUGGGCGGCGGGAAUGAUGAGAGGGAGCAGACUAUUAAUCAGCUGCUGACGGAGAUGGAUGGGUUUUCUGGUAAUUCCGGUGUGAUUGUUUUGGCGGCAACCAACAGGCCGGAUGUUCUUGACUCGGCGUUGUUGAGGCCCGGAAGGUUUGACCGACAGGUGACCGUCGACAGGCCCGAUGUUGCUGGCAGAGUUAAAAUACUGCAGGUGCACUCUAGAGGGAAGGCGCUUGCUAAGGAUGUGGACUUUGACAAAAUUGCGAGGAGAACACCCGGUUUCACUGGCGCCGAUCUGCAGAACCUGAUGAACGAGGCUGCCAUUCUCGCAGCCAGACGUGACCUCAAAGAAAUAAGUAAGGAUGAGAUCGCCGAUGCUCUGGAGCGGAUCAUUGCUGGACCAGAGAAGAAAAAUGCUGUUGUCUCUGAAGACAAGAAGAAAUUAGUCGCCUACCAUGAGGCGGGGCAUGCUCUUGUUGGUGCAUUGAUGCCUGAAUAUGAUCCUGUUGCUAAGAUAUCCAUCAUCCCUCGUGGCCAAGCUGGCGGUUUCACCUUCUUCGCUCCAAGUGAAGAGAGACUUGAGUCUGGACUGUACAGUAGAAGCUACCUGGAGAAUCAAAUGGUUGUUGCCCUCGGUGGAAGGGUUGCGGAAGAAGUUAGCUUUGGUCAGGAGAAUGUGACAACAGGGGCAUCAAGCGACUUCAUGCGAGUUUCAAGGGUGGCAAGGCAGAUGGUUGAGAGAUUUGGAUUCAGCAAAAAGAUUGGACAAAUUGCGGUGGGUGCCUCUGGUGGCAAUCCCUUCUUAGGGCAAAUGAUGUCGUCCCAAAAGGACUACUCCAUGGCAACUGCUGAUAUUGUGGAUGGAGAGGUUAGGGAAUUGGUAGAGACAGCUUAUUCGAGGGCCACACAGAUCAUCACAACUCACAUCGAUAUCCUCCACAAACUUGCCCAGCUCCUCAUAGAGAAGGAAACUGUUGAUGGUGAAGAAUUCAUGAGCCUCUUCAUUGAUGGAAAGGCCGAGCUAUACGUUGGAUAGCUGGAUAGACACUAGACUCGAGCAAAUUCACGUAUUAACCAUCGCUCCGUGACAUCAUAAAAAUGAUGUAUCACAAGUUUCAUAUACACAAGUACACAUUAAGAACCAAUUAGUUAUUCAAUGAAAAAUUAGAGGAAAAGAAUGGCGCGGUACUUGAUACACAAGAUACAAGCAUCUCCCUCUACCUAUAUAUUGCACA